UAAGGCAUGUGAUCUCCUAGACGGCUUCUGAUUUACAUAAACACAGGUCUUAGCUAUAUCAUAGAGAGAUAAAUAGAUGACGGUUGAUUCAGUGGUAACUUCUCAGAGUUGCCUUCGAACGCAGCAUUUGUUUCGUUCGUCACGUCCUGUCGAACAUGGCUGCGACCUUGUGUGUAAAACUACUACAGAAACAGGGAUGGCUUCCCCUCGCACAGAGUGUCCGACACGGCUCAAAGGCGGUGACUCGCCACAGGAAACCGAUGCACAUCCUCAAACAGAAGAUAAUGGCUGUUACCAAGUACAUUCCUCCCCCUCGGGCCGCUCCUCCGGGCGCCUAUCCGUCCCCGACCCGGCGAGUCCAGGAGGAUAAUGGUUUGGUAAAACUCAUGAAGAGGGAUUUGAAGAACCUGUUCCAGGAUUGUAAGAUGCUCGCUGUGGUCCAGGACAACGCCAGCAACGCUGAAGAAAUGGUUAUUCUGAAGCACAGACUCUAUAAACAUGGCAUCACUGUCAGGGUCUACCCCAACAGGGUGAUGCACUCGUUCCUCAGUGACACCGUCUAUCGUAACAUGGCUCCUCUGUUCAUCGGACCCACUGUGAUGUUUGUGAGCAAAGAGCCAAAGGUGACGCCAAUGCUGACGACUCUCCGGUCAAGCCCACACGUGACCCUCCUGGGAGCCUGUAUAGACAACACGCUGCUUAGUGCCGAGGGUGUGUUGAACUACUCCAAACUGCCUUCAGUGACGGUUGUCCAGGGCGAGCUGGUGAGCGGGCUGACGAUGCUGACCUCCAGCACCGCUGCCACGCUGCAGCGCCACCCGGCCCACCUGUCGGCCCUGCUGCAGCAGUACAUCACACAGCAGACAGCGGGUCCAGACAGCAGCGCGGAGGAGGCUACGUAGAGCUACGCAGGACACGCUGAGACUGUUUGCCUUGCAUAUGAGCAGAUGCUCAUUAAAACGCAGUUGUUUGGUCCCUGAGGUUUGCAUUCGCCUGGUGGAGCCCUGUGGCUCAUGUGGCUGUGAGUGAAGGCGUGUGCAGGACUGGUUUCAGUGCAUCUCGGCAGGACUCAUGGACCGACAGUGCUACAUGAGCAUUGGUGUCACCAAAAAAAGUUCCUUUUAUGUUAUUUAAGGAUAUUGUCACAGUUAAAAAAUAAAUGUCAACUGGGUCUCUU
Messenger RNA from Betta splendens (Siamese fighting fish), 1177 nucleotides. RefSeq names its product mitochondrial ribosomal protein L10 (gene mrpl10). The record is from RefSeq and is a predicted model, not a curated record. NCBI's taxonomy places the organism in Eukaryota, Metazoa, Chordata, Actinopteri, Anabantiformes, Osphronemidae. Bases 156 to 902 code for a protein of 248 amino acids. Gene Ontology annotation, cellular component: mitochondrial large ribosomal subunit. The transcript has 5 exons. Gene Ontology annotation, biological process: translation. Gene Ontology annotation, molecular function: structural constituent of ribosome.